AUGACCGAUUGCAAGACUUUGAAAAUGAGGAGUCGCAAAGAUUCCGACGUUAUAAUUGUGGGUGCUGGUCUCUCCGGAAUCACAGCUCUAUACCAGCUUCGUAAGUUGGGAUUGAGCUGCUCGAUUCUAGAGAAGGGCUCCCAGAUAGGUGGUGUCUGGCACUGGAACUGCUACCCUGGUGCACGUAUGGACUCAGGAGUUCCUUCAUAUGAGUUUUCUAUACCGGAGUGCAGAGAAGGUUGGAAAUGGAGUAGUACAUAUCCGGAUUACGUGGAAAUUCGAAAGUACUUGAAGCACUGUGAUUCGAAACUUGGCAUCACAGAGCAUGUUAUAUUCGGAACGACAGUCCAGGAAGCAAAUUUCGAAUCUGAGCCUAGUCAAUGGGUUGUGAGAUGUGAUGACGGACAAGUUUUCGGAUCAAAGUAUUUGGUUAUGGCCAUUGGCCUGACCUCCAUUGCGACCUCAAUUGAUGAGCCAGAACUUGAUCGAUUCAAAGGUCAGAUAAUUUAUCCCAGUACUUGGCCAAAAUUUGGCGUGAAUCCCAAGGAUAAACAUGUGGCGGUAAUAGGAAGCGGGUGCACAGGGGUUCAGAUUGUCCAAGAGUGGGCUGAUCAAGCGAAGUCUCUGACUUUGUUUCAACGCACACCAAACACUGCGCUUCCAAUGCGGUUGAAACCACUUGAUAAUGAAAUGAAUAGAGUACUCACCACGCGGCAUAGAGAAUUCAUGGAGAAGAGAAAAAAGAUAGCUACUGGAAUGGCCGAUAAGAAGCCUAUUUCGAAGGCAUCAGUUGAUGAUUGUCUUGAUGACCGGCAUGCCUUCUUCGAAACCCUCUUUCAAAAAGGUGGUCUUCAUUUUUGGCUUUCUUCUUACGGAGAUAUUUCUGACAACUUGGAUGCCAACCGAGAAGUUUACGACUUCUGGGCCAAGAAAACCAGAGCUCGAAUUUCGGAUCCUAGGAAGCGCGAGCUACUUGCACCAACUGAACCAAAGCAUCUAUUUGGAGCGAAACGCCCAGCUCUUGAGCAAAGAUAUUUUGAAAAGUUCAAUCAGGAAUCCGUUGAUGUGGUGGACGUCAGCACCAAUCAAAUCCACUCGUUCACCGAAGACGGGAUCAUAACAAAUGAUCAAGUUCUACGUCCGGUGGAUAUUAUUGUCCCAUGUGUAGGCUUUCUUUCCCCGGAAGAAAUUGUUUUAUCCAUCGAUAUAAGGGGUAUUGAUGGUGUACGCCUCGCAGAAGUGUGGGGUCAAGAAGUCUCGACAUAUCUGGGCAUGAUGUGUCAUGGAUUCCCCAAUCUGUUCAUCCUGAAUGGGCCACAGUCACCUGGUGAAUUAGGCAAUGCACCAACAGUUAUUGAGGUCCAAGUCGAAUGGCUUUCCAUGAUGGUCGCCAAGAUCGAGCAGCGUGGACUGGCUCCGAUUCAUCCAACACGAUCCGCAAUGCAUAGAUGGAAGGAUCUUGUGCAAGAUAACUCGAAGAAGCCUUUAGCCACCAGGAAAAAAUCGCGAUUUAUGAUCUUUAAUAAGAUCACACAAGAGCUUGAAACAGUUUAUUAUGGAGGCGGAAUACCAAUGUACAUGGAGGAGCUUGAGAAAAGCUUUGUGAACUGGGACUGGGAGUCGAAUUUUCAUGUGAGCAGCCAGACUGUUAAUGAAAUUGAUUUCAGCCACAGUUUGAUUAGUUCACUUCACUAG
Molecule: messenger RNA, 1695 nt
Organism: Penicillium nucicola
Lineage: Eukaryota; Fungi; Ascomycota; Eurotiomycetes; Eurotiales; Aspergillaceae
Product: flavin-containing monooxygenase
Exons: 1
Coding region: 1-1695 (564 amino acids)
Molecular function (GO): oxidoreductase activity
Source: RefSeq, a predicted model, not a curated record